CAAAAUACACUACGAUCCCCUCAUAAUACGAGUACUUAAAAAGAAGAAGAAAUGGAGAUUAUAGGAAAGAAUAUGGUGAGAUUAAUGCUUGUGAUUAGCAUAAUAAUGGUAAUUGGAGUGUCAAUGAAAGGGGUUAACGGACAGAUGGAUAUAUGUGGAAAACCGGAGAUUAGUUUUAUGCCAUGAUUGCCGGCUUUGAAGGGACCAAAUCCACAAUUACCAAAUAAACCAUGUUGUGACAUUAUUAAGAGUUGUGAUGAGAAUUGUCUUUGUACUUUUGGUCGUACUUCCCCUCUUUUGCCUAGUUAUGGCAUUGUUAAGGCUCUUUUUCUUAGUCAUCUUUGACAAAUACUACUCCGUACUUCCGUAAUACUUUGUAUCACAUUUUAAGAUAUACCGACCCAACCCGUGAAUAACCUAUAAAAUCAACCCAAUUUUAAUUCAUCUCGCUUCGGCUCGGCUCGGCUCGGCUCGGGCUCGGCCGACCUAUAAUCAUCUCUAAACUGAUCCACCUUCUUUGUACUCUUUCUCAAGAAAGAUAUUAAAAGGUAUACUGAACUCAGACGAAAAUGCGAUUAAUAAUUACUGACCACCCCGCUUCGUACUUCUUCAUUUUAUUAUCAUACAAAUAGUCUAAUUUUUCUUCUACUUCUUCUUCGAUUCUUUAUUUCCCCCAUAAUCUUUCUUCCUUCCAUUCAUUUUUUCAUGGUAUUUAGUUAUAUAUAUACAUCAUUCACCAUCCACGAUUCUCUCUCCUCGAGCAAACUUACAAUCAUACGCCCAAAAUCCACAUUCUAGAAUCUUCAAGAAGUUUAGCCAAUUCUCUCCCUAACUUUGGUAAUCAUCUUCUUUUUCUUUCUGCAAAUUUUUUACGGAGUAUUUGUUUUCAGAAUUUCUGUUCGUUAAAUAAGGAUUCUUUUUAUCCUUUGGCAAAGUUCUUGGAAGUUCUGUUUUGCUGUGAUGAUAACAUACUAUCAGAAUUGGGCUACUCAGCUGUUGAAAGAGUAUCUGUUUGAAUAUCCAUGGGUUCCAUGUACUUCCGUAGUAUGUGGUAUUUUCGCCUGCAGAUUGGUAUACAAUUUGUCUCAAUUGAUCAAUGGUAUCUGCUUCAAACACUACUCUACCCUUCCGAAGAUGAAAAAAAUUGAGUGGGAUAACAGGGCUAUAUCAACUGUUCAUGCAAUCUUUAUUACAGCUUUGUCGAUUUAUUUGGCAUUCGGGUCAGAUCUUUAUUCUGACGACCUACAACGUGGGCCUAUUCUAUUUCGAAGUUCAACGUUGUCGACAUUUAUAUUAGGGGUUUCAGUUGGAUACUUCCUUUCUGAUCUUGCCAUGAUAUUUUGGUUUCGUCCUUCUUUGGGUGGAAUGGAAUAUGUGCUUCAUCAUCUUCUGUCCAUGGCAGCACUAGCAUAUGCUAUGUUGACCGGAUCGGGGCAAUUCUAUACCUAUAUAGUUCUUCUUUCUGAGAUAACAACACCAGGGAUCAAUUUGAGAUGGUAUCUAGAUGCAGUUGGGAUGAAAAAAUCUAAAGCCUAUGUUGUCAAUGGAGUGGCUAUAUUCUUAACUUGGCUGGUUGCUAGGGUUCUUUUGUUUAUGUACGUGUACUUCCACAUCUAUGUGCAUUAUGAACAGAUCAAGCUGCUGUCACACUUUGGAUAUUUCCUCAUUCUAAUAGCCCCGGUUGUGCUUGGAGGCUUGAAUCUGAUGUGGUUUGUGAAGAUCACAAAAGGAAUGAUUAAAACAUUGUCAGCCAAAAAGGAUUGAGAAAUUAAGGUCAAAACAGCAUUUGUUACUUGGUGCAUACUCUUUGUAAAUGGUAUAGGCGGUAAAAUAAAGCAAAAUGAAAUUGACUGAUAUCUUACUGCAGAAAAAUAUGUAGCACGCAGUCCCUGGUAUGUGAUAGAUGACAUUCAGAAACUGGUGUACAAACUAAACAGGAUAAGUGAAUACGCACAGUCAAAUUUGUGUAUUUAAGGAGAAAGCUUCCUUUUGAUACAAAGUCUUACACACAUAUAUUUUGAUUGAAUGUAUAUCGUGAUGUAUAUUGUGUACUAAGUAUAUGUAUAGACAUCCUCAUUUUACAA
Molecule: messenger RNA, 2084 nt
Organism: Spinacia oleracea (spinach)
Lineage: Eukaryota; Viridiplantae; Streptophyta; Magnoliopsida; Caryophyllales; Amaranthaceae
Exons: 9
Coding region: 961-1764 (267 amino acids)
Biological process (GO): lipid homeostasis
Cellular component (GO): endoplasmic reticulum; membrane
Source: RefSeq, a predicted model, not a curated record